Molecule: messenger RNA, 891 nt
Organism: Clonostachys solani
Lineage: Eukaryota; Fungi; Ascomycota; Sordariomycetes; Hypocreales; Bionectriaceae
Source: the annotation of a GenBank genome assembly
AUGGGAGGAACCGGCCCCGGGGAUCCCACUAGCUCUGCCGACGAGGUUCCUCUAAUGCAGAUCAUGGAGACCCAAUUGACACCCGAUCCAUUUGAUAACUAUGAAGAGGACAUGGAUGAGCCGAGGAAUGACGACGCCAUCUCAUUUUCAAAGGCAGACGUGGAUCAGCGUAUGCUUUACAGCAUGCAAACUUCAACCGCCUCAUUUCCUUGGGCGGAUCUGAGCUCUUUGCUAUCAUCAGAUGAGGCCUCAGUGAACCAAGCUGACCGAGGCUUGGCUUCGGACUUCUUGUUCACACAACCCACGGAGUUAACCAAUACCGGGUCGCAUUUGACUUCGCUCCCGACCAAUGAUUCACACUCAAGAAAACAGCUCGCAUCUUGCACCUGCCUCUGCAGCGUAGCGAAGCUUCUAGAAGAGCGAUACACAUGCAGGGAUUCCUCCGAAAUCGACGCGCUUCUUCAACGCCUCGGACAGAGUAUCAAGAUAUACUCGCGGGUGCUGGCAUGCGUGAGUUGCGACAUUUGCAUAGACCAUGCUGCGCUUCUCGCAGCCACUGCAAAACAACUCGUUCCCACAGCGGAGGAAGUAUCGACUAGGCUUCUGGCGCUCCAGGAGCGCCGGGGUUAUGGAAACGAUCAUUUCGGGAGCAGCCGGCCUGCUGGUCCCGGCGACGUCGUGAUUGAUAUUGGAAAUUAUAGACUAGAUUUACGUCAUUUAAAAACUCGGCUUCUCUACAAAGCCAUUCAGCUUCAUUUUGAAGACCUGAAGAAGGCCUUGGGAUGUAUCAAGGUUCGGAUCGCACCGAUGAGAGCCGCAUGGGGUAUUCUCAUCGAGGUGGAGCAAAAGGUUGACAACGUCAUUUGGGUGAUCGAGAAUCUAUCUGAGUAG